Debaryomyces hansenii CBS767 is the source of this 528-nucleotide messenger RNA. It is a transcript of the gene ARF3, whose product is annotated as Arf3p. Gene Ontology annotation, biological process: intracellular protein transport; vesicle-mediated transport. Lineage: Eukaryota; Fungi; Ascomycota; Pichiomycetes; Serinales; Debaryomycetaceae. The transcript is spliced from 2 exons. Gene Ontology annotation, molecular function: GTPase activity; GTP binding. The record is from RefSeq and is a predicted model, not a curated record. Gene Ontology annotation, cellular component: cytoplasm. Bases 1 to 528 code for a protein of 175 amino acids.
AUGGGAUUAUUAGUGUCAAAGCUUUUCAAGAACCGUGAAAUGAGAAUAUUGAUGCUUGGUCUUGACAAUGCUGGGAAAACCACGAUAUUGUAUAAGUUGAAGUUGGGAAAAGCAUCGACAACGGUUCCCACGGUCGGGUUCAACGUUGAGACCGUGAAGCAUAAGAAUGUCUCAUUUGCAGUUUGGGAUUGUGGUGGACAAGAGAGAAUCAGACCAUUAUGGAGGCAUUAUUUCACCGGGACGAAUGCAUUGAUAUACGUGGUGGACUCAUCCGAUCACACCAGACUCGAGGAGUCAAAGACAGAAUUGUUGCGAGUUAUCAGCGAUAAAGAGUUAUCCGGGUGUUUACUUAUAGUUUUGGCAAAUAAGCAGGACGUUCCUGGGGCCAUCAAGCCCAAAGAAUUAAUCGACAGGUUUGAUUUACAUAACUUACCAGGACAGCAUACGUGGUCAGUGAUACCUACUGUUGCCAUAGAUGGUACUGGUUUGAUCGAAACAUUAAACUGGAUCUCCAAGCACGACACCUGA